This is a messenger RNA of Aspergillus melleus, 904 nucleotides long. RefSeq names its product PIG-L family deacetylase. The record is from RefSeq and is a predicted model, not a curated record. NCBI's taxonomy places the organism in Eukaryota, Fungi, Ascomycota, Eurotiomycetes, Eurotiales, Aspergillaceae. Gene Ontology annotation, cellular component: endoplasmic reticulum. Bases 1 to 876 code for a protein of 291 amino acids. Gene Ontology annotation, biological process: GPI anchor biosynthetic process. The transcript is spliced from 4 exons. Gene Ontology annotation, molecular function: N-acetylglucosaminylphosphatidylinositol deacetylase activity.
AUGCUACCCAUCCUCAAACACCUGCUCCGUCGCGUUGCAAGACGCCCCUCGAACAUCAUCACUACCCUUCUCGUCACCCUCCUCCUCGUCCCUCUCACCCUCUACCACCUCCUCGCCUACCUUCUCGCCAAUGACCCCCGCCUCGUAUCCUACACCUUCCACCGCGCGUCCUCCAUCCUCUUCGUAACGGCACACCCGGACGACGAGAGCCUCUUCUUCAGUCCAACGCUGUUGUACAGAGAAGAUGAUCCCAGUGUGGAGAGGGCGUUGUUGGUUUUAUCGUCUGGAAACUAUGGCGGAGAAGGUUCGACCAGACACGUCGAACUGCAAGCUGCCUGCGUCGUGGCCGGUAUCCGAGCAGAUCGAUGCGUCGGGCUCGAUCACCGCGAGUUGCAGGAUAAUCCGAAGAAAUGGUGGGACGAGGAGUUGAUUGCUGAAGUGGUGGCGAGGUAUGUGAGGAGGUGGGAGGUGGAUUUGAUCGUGACGUUCGACGAUGGUGGGAUCUCCGGCCACUUGAACCAUAGGGCUGUUGCUGGGGGUGUGAGAAAAUACACAGAAACAACCCCCGAACCCGGCAUCGCAGUAUACGCCCUGCAAACCAAAUCCCUCAUCCGAAAGUACUCCGGACUGAUUGAUCUCAUCCCCACCUGUAUACCAUUUACGGGACGGAUUAUAGCGGCGCUGUUCACGUCCUUCCCGCGCCAGGAUCCAGCGACGGAUAUAUAUGGCGACCACGUCCUGCUGGUGAGUCCCUGGGGGCGGUAUUUCCAGGGACGAAGGACGUUCCGGGAACACUGGAGUCAGUAUUCGUGGGACAGGGGGAUCUAUUUGGUGGCUAGUCGGUAUAUGUGGGUAAAUGAUUUGAGGAGGAUUUGAUGAUUAGGUUGUAUUGGUAGAUGUGUAU